Molecule: messenger RNA, 2520 nt
Organism: Fulvia fulva
Lineage: Eukaryota; Fungi; Ascomycota; Dothideomycetes; Mycosphaerellales; Mycosphaerellaceae
Product: putative beta-glucosidase G
Exons: 6
Coding region: 1-2520 (839 amino acids)
Biological process (GO): glucan catabolic process
Molecular function (GO): beta-glucosidase activity
Source: RefSeq, a predicted model, not a curated record
AUGAUGACACUUUCAAUCAGCAAGCUCGGCGUUGCCACUACUCUGCUCGCAUCUCUGACAGCAGUCAACGCGCAAAACGACAGCACGUUGUAUUCAGGUCCUGUUUGGAACCAUGAGGACUACACGACCAGUCCUCCAGUCUACCCAAGUCCUAAUAUCACUGGGAAGUCGUGGGAGACCGCAUUGGAGAAGGCUAAGGCAUGGGUCGCUCAACUUACACUCGAGGAGAAGUCCCAGCUCGUGACCGGAACAGAAGGCCCUUGCGUCGGCAACAUUGCACCCAUCGAGCGCCUCAACUUCACCGGUCUAUGUCUCCAGGAUGGACCUCUCGCCAUUCGUCAAGCAACCUAUGCUUCGGUCUUCCCUGCCGGUCUUACAGUCGCUGCGGCUUGGGAUAGAGACCUUGCGUACAUCCGAGGCUACCAAAUCGGAGAAGAGUACAAGGCUAAGGGGUCACACAUUGCACUUGGUCCAGUAGCAGGCCCUCUCGGCCGCUCAGGUCUCGGUGGAAGAAACUGGGAAGGAUUCUCCCCAGAUCCAUACCUCACUGGUCUGCUGAUGGGAGAUACCAUCCGUGGCCACCAAGGCGCGGGUGUCCAGGCUUGCGCCAAGCACUACAUCGGCAACGAGCAGGAGACGCAACGAAACCCAUCAGACAGCCCGGUCAACUCAGUCACAGGCAUUGCAGCGCUCGGAAGUGCAUCUGCCGCAACGGAAACCAUCGAAGCUCUCUCCUCGAAUAUCGACGAUCGUACCCUCCACGAGCUCUACCUUUGGCCCUUCUACGAUGCGAUUCAGGCUGGCGUGGCCUCGGUCAUGUGCUCCUACCAACGUGUGAACGGCUCGUACGGCUGCCAGAACUCGAAACUCCUCAAUGGAAUUUUGAAAGAAGAGCUUGGUUUCCAGGGAUAUGUAGUCUCUGACUGGAUGGCAACACACGCGGGAUACCACGCUGCUGACGCUGGUUUGGACAUGAACAUGCCUGGAGGCCUUGAAUUCUCCCAGUCGGUCCCUUCGCUGUGGGGUGCCAACCUUACCACCAGCGUCAACAACGGUAGCUUAGAUCUCAGCCGUAUGGACAACAUGGCACACCGUAUCAUGGCUCCAUACUUCUACCUUGGCCAGGACAAGGACUUCCCAGCCAUUGACGCCGACACACCUUCGACCCAAAAGACCUGGGCUGAGGACACCUACCGAUUCAACUUCACCUACGGCGAGGAGCACGUUGAUGUACGAUCCGAUCACCAUAAGCUGAUCCGCGAGAUCGGUUCCGCGGGAACUGUGCUUCUGAAGAACACCAACGGCGCAUUGCCACUCACGGAAAGCUUGAAGAACGUCGCCGUAUUCGGAAACGACGCUGGAGAUCUUACCAAUGGGCUGUACUUUGCCACACUUACUACACCGGUCGGCUUCGAAAUUGGUGUGCUGCCAGCCGCAGGUGGUUCCGGUACUGGUCGAUUCACCUACGUUGUCGACCCACUCUCUGCCAUUAAGCAGAAGAUCGGUAACGACAGGCUCGUGCAGUACGUUCUUAACAACACUCAGAUCGCUGCUGGAAAUGGCUGGGACACCAUCAAUCCUCAGCCAGAGGUCUGUCUCGUGUUCCUCAACACAUGGGCCUCUGAAGCGUUCGACCGAACUAGCCUCCUCCUCGACAACAACGGCACUGAUGUCGUCGAGAAAGUGGCUGCCAACUGCGCCAACACCAUUGUCUUCACCCACUCUGCUGGCUUGAACGUCCUUCCAUUCGCUGACCACCCGAACGUCACCGCCAUCCUGGCAGGUCAUCUCUCUGGACAGGAGGUUGGGAACUCCGUGGUCGAUAUCCUCUGGGGCGCGGUCAACCCAUCUGGCAAGCUGCCAUACACAAUCGCCAAGAACGAGGAGGACUACGACUUCGUUAGCAUUGUCAACUCGACUGAGCUCAUUGAGACAACCGAUCCAAAUGCUUGGCAGGAUGACUUCAGAGAGCGUCUGCUGAUCGACUACCUAGGCCACUUCGACUACUUCAACCAGUCUGUGCAGUACGAGUUCGGCUUCGGCCUCUCAUACACCACCUUCAGCAUCGACCAGAACAUCAGCGUCAACAAGGCCUCCACCGGUAGCAUCUCCGCACUACCUGCCGAGUCCGAUGAAAUCGUCCCUGGUGGCAACCCAGCUCUGUGGGAGUACCUGUACGAGAUUACCGCUACUGUUACCAACACCGGCUCUCUCGAGGGCGCGACGGUGCCACAGCUCUACCUUUCCUUCCCUCAGCUACCAAACGAGGCGACCGAGCCCGUCCAAGUCCUCCGUGGCUUCCAGAAGGUCAACUUGCAGCCAGGCGAGAGCGCCACUGUAACAUUCCCACUCGCAAGACGCGACCUCUCUUACUGGGACACAGUCUCUCAACAGUGGACAAUCUACUCGGGCAGCGUUGGAGUUGCGGUUGGUCUUUCUAGCAGGGAUAUCCAGGCCACGACUACUUUCACCCCGAUCGGUGCUGCUGCACCAGGAUCGUACAGGCACCGCCGCUUUUAG